AUGGCGCAUCCAACCGAUCACGAGGAGCCAGCCGAAGGAUCGGGAGUAGACGAUGAGACGCGAGCUAUUGAAGAAGUGAUAAACGCUUUCGGGUUUUAUGGGAAAUUUGGAACAGAGAAAAUUCUGAAAACAAUUCAACAAAUGAAACUCUACCCAGCCGAUUUCCAAGCUCUUGUUGCAAACAAAAACAAGGAGUUCGUCACAAGUAUGAGAGAGAAAAUCGAUCAUAAUCAUAGUAUUCUCAAAAUGAUUGCCAACAAUGCGGCUGAGAUGAUUGGUGAAAAUCACACGAAGGCUCUGCGAAUGCAUCAGUCUCGUCGACCAUCUGGAGAGUUCCUAUCAAAAGUGAUUAGCACGAUUCGCCAAAUCUGCCGUGAGUGGUCGUCUGAAGGAGCGCCGGAACGAGAGGCGACGUUCCAACCGAUUAUCGAAGAGCUCAAUUCGAAAUUCUCCAAUCCUGAAGACCGCCACGAAGUUCGAAUUCUUACUCCUGGCUGUGGCCUUGGACGGCUGGCACAUGAUUUGGUGACAGAAGGGUAUACAGUACAAGGAAACGAGUUCAGCUAUUUCAUGUUGUUCACUUCAUACUUCAUUUUGAACUGUUGUAAAGAGCCCGAUCAGUUCACAAUCUACCCAUUUCUUUUUGAUAAAAGUAACUGCUGGGACUCAGAAGAUCGUCUUCGAGCAGUCACUUUUCCUGAUAAAUCACUCGUUCCAACCAUGUCCAGUCGCCUAAAUUCGUUUUCAAUGUGUGCUGGCGACUUUCUGGAAAUUAUAAGAGGCAGUGAAUUCGAUGUUAUUGUGUCCGCAUGGUUCCUGGACACAGCCCACGACGUAUUCAAGUAUAUAGACGCCAUUUACGACGCUCUCCCAAUCGGAGGAAUCUGGAUCAAUGUGGGACCAUUGACGUGGCACUACGAGGAUAUGAUUGGUGAAACGUCCAUCGAGUUGCCCUAUUCAGAUGUGAUGCUUCGAGUAAGACAGAAGGGAUUCGAAGUGAUAACAGAAAAAGAAAUCGAUAGCAAGUAUACGGUCAAUCGGAGGUCCAUGCUCCAGAGUCAGUUCAAGUGUGCCUACUUUUAUGCGAGAAAAGGCCCUCAAUAA
Caenorhabditis briggsae is the source of this 1104-nucleotide messenger RNA. Bases 1 to 1104 code for a protein of 367 amino acids. The transcript is spliced from 3 exons. Gene Ontology annotation, molecular function: S-adenosylmethionine-dependent methyltransferase activity. The record is from RefSeq and is a predicted model, not a curated record. Lineage: Eukaryota; Metazoa; Nematoda; Chromadorea; Rhabditida; Rhabditidae.